GAUCCGUUACGUGUUGUUGCGCGGCCAUCUUGGUUUGGCUUCGCGCUUUCUCACUGUAAAAUUUUGCUAGUAAUGUCUGAUUACACUUGAUAAGGAAGCUGUUGUAUGUGAAUUGAAACAGAGUGAUUUGUGAAUAAGGCUAUUGAAUAAAACUUAAUUAUGGAUCCGGCGAAGAUGAAAGUUGUGGAUCUUAGAUCCGAGCUUGGCGCCCUCGGUUUGGACACCAAAGGGAAUAAGCCGGCUUUAGUUGAAAGAUUGAAGAAAGCACUGGAAGCAAAGACAGGAAAAGCUCUUGCGGAUACUACUAUACUGGACACAUCUACAGAGGACAGUGACGAGCCGGCGACUCCGAGACGAGCUGUACCUGCUCCUAGGACCACUCGACGAUCCUCCUCAUCACGACUCGCGGCCACACCUGCUAAAGUACCUCCUCCGAUACGUGAAGAGCCACCUGAACCUAUACCAGAGGAACCAAAGCCAGGGGAGCCAUAUUCUCCAAGUCAAGAGGACUCUGACAAUGACGCUCCGGCUAAGGAGGCAGCACCAACCCCUGCACCGGCUCCUCAACCGGUGGCGGCGCCCGAGCCGGCGCCUGCCCCGUCACCCGUGAAGGCCCCCGAGCCAGUCGCAGCGCCAGCACCAGUCGCGGCGCCCACUCCAGCGGCAGCACCAGCGCCGGCUCCCGCGCCAGCCCCCGUCCCAGCUCCUGUUCCUGCACCCGUCGCAGCACCGGCUGAAAAGGAAGCAGCACCUGAACCUGAAAGCGAGAGUGUAGUGCCAGCUAAACAACCAGAGGCUGAACCAAUGGAUGUGCAAGAAAACCCACCACAAGCGAGUGAGGAGCCGGAAAAGAAAGAAGAAAAGGAAGGGGUUAAUGAAGAGAAAGAAGGAGAAGACAAAGAUAAAGAUAGCAAGAAAGAGCGUCAACUUACGGAAGAAGAGGAAUGGGAUCAGUUGAAUGAGCGUCUGCGUGUCCGUGAACAGGAGCGGUUAGAGAGGGAACGCAAGCAGGCCGAGGAUGACGCGCGACGCCUCGAGGAGCUCAGCAAUGACCCAGUCAGGCUGAACCGUUUGAAGCGCAAGCAUGAAAAGAAGGCUCGGUGGAGUAACUUCUACAGGGCUAUCGAAGUCACUAAUGAAGUGCUUACUCCUCCCGAGGAGGCGCAAAUGAAGGAAAGAAAGGAAGCAGCCGAGGUUAAAGUGGCUGAACCAGAGAUUGAUGACAGCAAAAUCACAUUGUCUUGGUAUGACAGUGAUCUAAACCAGUACUUGGAGUUGCCGGCGUUGAAUGGUGUGAUCCCUCUCAGCGAUGGUGCCUUUGCGUAUGCUUGGGCUGGUACUCGGGCUACGCACGGCGUCGAUGCUGGAAAAGUCUGCUAUGAGGUUCGUGUUGGCGCCACGGUCUUAACAACAGAAGGUGGAGAAAAAGAACAGAUCACCUCUGGACUGAGAAUAGGCUGGUCCACUGAGGACUCCUCCCUCAAUCUUGGUGAAGGUGAGUUCAGUUGGGCGUACGAGAGCUCCGGUCGCGCCCUCACCAACAGCGAGUUCAAGGAAUACGGAAAAACUCUCAAUGAGAAGGAUGUCGUUGGUGCUUACUUGGACUUGGAAUCUACCCCUUGCACGAUUUCCUACACGUUAAACGGCGAGGAACUCGGCAAUGCGUUUGAGUUUGACAAGGCUGCACUGAACGGCAAACCUCUAUUCCCUCACAUCUUCACUAAAAACAUGUGCUACAAAGUCAACUUCGGUUAUGACAGAUAUAACAUGUUAACAAAGACAAAGACAGUCCGCCACCGCAUCGAAGUGCCCGUGGAACAAGUUCUAGCUGAGAAGCGAGCGAUCGAAGCUGAACUGCAGCGGAAGAAGGAGGAAGCUGCCAAGAAGGAGAAGGAACGACGGGAGAAGGAGAAGGCGGAGAGAGAAGAACGACAGAGAAAGAAGAGAGAGGAACGAGAAAAACAAGAGCGUGAGAGGAAAGAGAAAGAGGCGGCGGAGAGGAAGGAGAAGGGUGAGGAGGAACCUGAACCUGCCGAGGGAGAGAACAAGGAGGACAGUGCUAAGGAUGACAGUGCCAAGGACGACGCACAGCCUAUGGAGGAAACCAGUGACGUCAAGGAUGAACCUAAGGAGAACGGUGAUAAGGCGGCGGAGAAGGCUCCCGAAGAGAAGGAAGACAAAUCCGAGCCCAUGGAGACCGAACAGAGCGAGCCCGCGCCUGAGGUCGCACCCAAAGAAGAAACUGUACCUGAGGGUGAGCUCGCUGAGGUAACAGAAGAGCAAGUACUUCAGGCCCCGCCCGGACAUGUACUGGACCCGAGGAUUCAGUUCGUCAUCCGCUACACAGUGGAGGAGGAGUUGGACGGCGAGGAGGCGUCCAUACUGCCGGGGUACGUGUUCAUCUGUAAGGCAGACAUCGUCGAGGGACCCGCCCGCCCAGCUACCAUCGCAGACUGCGAGGUGAUCCUGAUGGUGGGCAUGCCGGGCGCCGGCAAGACGCAGUGGGUGCGGGCGCACGUGGCGGCCAGCGCGCGCCGCUACUGCGUGCUGUCCACCGCCGCGCUGCUCGACCGCAUGAAGGUGGACUGUAAGCCCUUCCGCGCCAGCUACGAGGGCCGCUGGGACGCUAUGGUGUCCAAGUGCGCUAAAUGCGUGCUUAAGUUGUUGGAAAUCGCGAAGGGCCGCAAAAGGAAUUUUAUCCUUGACCAGACGAACGUAUACCCGUCGGCCCAGAGGCGGAAGCUCAGGGAAUUCGACGGGUACCGGCGGGUCGCAGUCGUCAUAGUGACCGACGACGACACCUACCGCGACCGACAGAAACGACGCGAGGAGAUCGACGGCAAGGAGGUGCCCGACGGGGCUAUCGUGGACAUGAAAGCCAACUUCGCGCUGCCCGAGAAGUGCUCGUGGCUAGACGAGGUGAUAUUCCCCGAGCUGAGCGGCGAGGCGGCCGCUGCAGUAGUGGACGCGUACCACCGCGAGGCGCGCGACUCGCACCGCCGCGACCGCUCCGACGACAGGGACCUGCCGCCCGCCAAGCGACAUCGCUCCAGCGACAAGCGACACCCGCGCGACGACAGGCGCAGGGACUUCUCCCGCGGGGAUAGAGAGGACCGUUGGGGUGGCAGCACGGGGUCCGGCGGCGGCGGCGGCGGCGGCGGGGCCCGCUGGGGCGGCGCGGGCCGCGGCGGCAGUCGCUGGGGCCCGCGCGAGCCGCGCCCGCCCUCCAACACUCGCUUCGACCGACCCUGGCAGGGACCGCCGCAACCUGGCGCGCCCGCCGGACCUAACCGAUAUGACAACGACUUCCGCGGCGGAUCAGGUCGCGGCGGGCGCGGCGGCGGCGGGCGCGGCGACCGCGGCGGCCGCGGCGGCGCGCCCCCCAACAACGACAGGUUCGCGCGGGACAGGCACUCGCGGCCCAACGACCGCGGACCUGACAAGAGACACCAUCAACCUGGCGGCGCGGGUAACAAUGGCGGCGGCGCGGGGUCGUGGCAGCGCGGCGCGGGCGGCCCGCGCGGGGCCAUGCAGACACGGCCCGGCCACGCGCCCGGACCGCACCAACGACCCAACCAGCCCAACCAGAAGGAUGGACAGAAUCAAAACCAAAACCAGAACCAGGCCAACCAACAGGGAUGGAACCAGUGGGCCGGCGGAUGGGGAGGAUGGGGCAACUGGAACCAAAACCAAGGUUGGGGCAACUGGGGUAACUGGGGCAACUGGGGCAACCCUCAGCAGCAGUCGGGCGGCGGCGCGGCGGGCGGCGGCGCGGCGGGUGGCGCGGGCGGCAAGGCGGGCGCCGCCGCCUGGCCCGCCGCGGCCGCCGCGCCCGCCGCCUACAGCGCGCAGCAGUGGUACCAGUGGCAGCAGUGGCAGCAGCAGCAGCAGCACGCCUGGCCCGGGUAUCAGCAAGGUAACCAAGCUGGAAACACACCUGACGCCCAAGCGUGGGCACAGUACUACCAGAACUACGGCAACGCCAAUGCAAACAACGCCGCUAACAAUGCAGUCACCGGCUCCGAGAAAAAGUGAUGUUCACUUUCUAACGAUACUCCGCGCUUGUGACGUCCGACCGACGUAGCGGCCGACACCUUCAUGUACGACCCUUACGUAGCCAACCUCGCCUGCCUGCUUCACUACACAGCCGGAUAUCAUGCCUAGAUAUAUUCAAAGACAAUACUUGUUAGUUUCCAAAGUAUUCAGACCCUCUUUUUGACCUAAAUUGCAGUGUUAUUCUAUGUAAAUCGUGUCAGAGUAUGUAAUAUGUGUUUGUUAAGGUAAAUUACAGUUCAUGUUGAUAUUUACAAUAUAUUAAGUAACUUUUCUAUAGAUUAAGUAGUUCAAAAUGGUUGUUUAUAAAUACCUUUUUAUUAUGUCAGUUAGGGUCGUAAACAUAAUGUUAACGCUAAGGUCAAAUAUUCGAAUACAUCGUCAUCGCUGUACCUAAGUGUACUCAAAAAUUGUAUUAUUGAUACAUGUUUUUCUACAGAAUUUAGGUAAUAACCAAAAUAAUUAAAAAGUAUUGCAGCAAUAAUAAAUUGAUAGGUUGCUCUGAGUUAACUUUGUUUUUUGAUUUAUAGCAAAUGUUAAAUACAUUCUGUUUUUACCUUUAUUGUUUUCGGUAUCAUAUUGUUUAUGAUUGGUGCAAUACUUUUUGUCCUGUGAAUGCUAGACUUGAAAGUUUCAGCUGAAAGCAGUCUGGAAAAUAAUAUAACAGGUUUCAUGUUUGUUGUCCUAUACAUAUAUACAUAGUCAUUGUAUAUGUGAUUGUUGCACUGAUUUUUUUUUAAUUCAAUAUGCAAUUGACACAAUUUUACAAAAUAUAAAAUGAAAUGUUUCAUUGAAAGAAACUAGGCUAAUAAGAAUAUUAUCACGAUUUUACAAAGUUUUAAUAUAUUUGCUAAAAUUUUAGUCAGGACACUGUUCCCUUACGUCUAAAUUAGAAACCUGCAUUUUUGUUUUAUUUUUUUUGUUGUAUGUGAUAGUAAUUGUGUCACGUUGAGUGCUGACAAUAUUUAGCACGGAAUAUCUCAUUGUUAUGUGUGAAUGCGCAAGAUUUUAUCUAGUACAACGAUGUAUGUUAAUAUAAAACUUCACAUUGCACAUACUUUCAAUAGUCAAGUUGUAGUUAAGACACGAAUCUAAUGAUUAUAUGAUUUAUCAUUUUGAGAAAAUGCUCGUUCAUACAACAACUUUGUUAUUAGUAGAUAUUAUUUGCGUUUUAGUUUAUAAAAGUUCUGUUUAGUUGGUUGAGUAUCGCGACGAGCAUUUCCCAAUGUAGUAUUCGCCACGACAAUACUAAUAUCUCAAUAUUUUUACACCAUUAAUCAACUCAACGAUACAAAGUUUCCCAUAUACUUGGGUGACGUGUUUAUAUUGCUACCUGCCCGUUAUAGGGGGUGACUCUAAUUUUAGCUAUUUUAGGUAAUAAUUAUAUAAAUCGGGGGUGUAAGUAAAUGUAAGUUUUUUAAUGACUAAGUUACACAUAAGUAACUGACGGCGACUGCGCGAGUGAAUGAUGAGCUUAUAGCUUCGUGUACAAAUGUUUUAGUUAGGAAUGUGAGUGUGAAUGUCACUACUGAUAAUGAUUUAGUAAUAAAAGAUAUGCAAUAAGA
Spodoptera litura is the source of this 5618-nucleotide messenger RNA. RefSeq lists its product as uncharacterized. Gene Ontology annotation, biological process: alternative mRNA splicing, via spliceosome. NCBI's taxonomy places the organism in Eukaryota, Metazoa, Arthropoda, Insecta, Lepidoptera, Noctuidae. Gene Ontology annotation, cellular component: nucleus. The record is from RefSeq and is a predicted model, not a curated record. Gene Ontology annotation, molecular function: RNA binding; protein binding.